GGGGGGCUGAUGGGUGGAUUGUGGCUGUGUGGCCGUGCACUCAAAGCAACGCAAAAUAAAAUAACAUCUCAGAGGAUGAGGUGUACACCCUCAUCUUCACUCUCAUGCCUCCCCUCCAUUCCCCUUCAAAAUUCAAACAUCCCCACCACACCAAAAUCCCCACCAUAACCUCCGUUUCACUUUUCUCCUGCCUUUCCCCUUUCUAACUAGUAUUUUUAGAAGCAUCUAUACUGCCAGUACCAGGAGAAGGAAAGGAAGGGAGGGCUAGGGAGGGAGUCCGAAGAUGACCACGGCGAGGUUCGUCAAGUGCGUGACAGUCGGCGAUGGAGCUGUGGGGAAGACGUGCAUGCUCAUCUGCUAUACCAGCAACACCUUCCCGACGGAUUACGUCCCGACCGUGUUCGACAACUUCAGCGCCAACGUGGUGGCGGAUGGAAGCACGGUGAACCUCGGGCUCUGGGACACCGCAGGGCAGGAGGACUACAACAGGCUAAGACCUCUCAGUUACAGAGGGGCCGAUGUGUUCCUGUUAGCUUUCUCUCUCAUUAGUAGGGCCAGCUAUGAGAAUAUUUACAGAAAGUGGAUCCCUGAAUUAAGGCAUUAUGCUCCUAAUGUGCCAAUUGUGCUUGUGGGAACUAAACUUGAUUUACGUGAUGACAAGCAGUUUCUCAUUGAUCACCCUGGUGCCGCACCAAUUACAACUGCACAGGAAAGUAUAUCAAAUGAGAAGAACAGAUAUUAUCAAGUUCUUUUCUCAAGCUGCAUAAAUAUUUUACAAUACAUAUUUUGUUUUUUGGAACAGGGAGAAGAGCUAAAAAAGAUGAUAGGCGCAGCUGUUUAUAUAGAAUGUAGUUCCAAGACUCAACAGAAUGUGAAGGCCGUGUUUGAUGCUGCAAUUAAGGUGGUUCUAUCUCCCCCAAAGCCCAAGAGAAAGAGAAGAAAGCAACGGACUUGCUUUAUUUUAUAAGUUUGAUGAGUUUCUUCAAUUGAGCAAUGUUGUUCAUUUCAAGAGAAGUUGUAACCAUAUAUCAAAGUGUUAGCCUUCUUCUUUUCAUUUAUUAUUACUUCUAAUGGAUGCACUUUGUUUUGAGAUCUUAAUGAUAACAAAAAAAAAUGUUUUGAGAUCU
Molecule: messenger RNA, 1127 nt
Organism: Phoenix dactylifera (date palm)
Lineage: Eukaryota; Viridiplantae; Streptophyta; Magnoliopsida; Arecales; Arecaceae
Product: rac-like GTP-binding protein RAC2
Biological process (GO): small GTPase-mediated signal transduction
Molecular function (GO): GTP binding; GTPase activity
Source: RefSeq, a predicted model, not a curated record